AUGAGCAAGGUGAUCCUGAUAGGCUCGGCGGCCACGCUGGCCUUUAUCGUCUGCUCCUUGGUCACCAUGGUCUCGCUCCUGAAGGAGAUUUCCGAUCUUCAACUCGAAGUUGAAGUUGGCAUGGAUGAGUUCAAGGGCAUCACCGAAGACACCUGGAGCCGUAUCAUCACCAAACACGUGAACCCGACCGGAAGCUCAGAUGCACCGCCAGACUUUGGCACCCUGUUCGGUCGUCGUCAGCGUGCAGCUGGUUUCCCGGAUCAGUGCAACUGUGGAGCGAAAUCGAAUGGUUGCCCAGCAGGACCUCCCGGACCACCUGGACCAAAGGGGCACCCUGGAGAGCCGGGAGCUGAUGGUGAAGACGGUAGACCCGGUGCUCCUGGCAUUGCUAUUGCUGUUACUCACGACAUUCCUGGAGGAUGCAUUACGUGCCCCGCAGGCCCACCGGGACCACGUGGACCUCCUGGAGAACAGGGACCUCCUGGACCACCUGGAGCAUUUGGUCACCGCGGACCUCCCGGUGCACCUGGUCCAGUUGGAGAAAUGGGUCCUCAAGGAGAUGAAGGACAACCUGGUGCACCUGGCCGUCCCGGACCACCUGGUCCUCCUGGAGAAGUGGGAACGCAAUAUUCUCAGGGAAUGCCCGGACAUCCCGGUCCACCAGGACCACGUGGUCCUCCUGGAGAACAAGGCCAGCCUGGAGCACCUGGAACCGAUGGAAAACCUGGUCCACCAGGUCGCCCAGGUCAUCCUGGAAAGGACGGACACCCGGGCAGAAAUGGCACUCCUGGACAGAGAGGAGAGAACGGAAAAACUGGACCAGAUGCCGAGUACUGUCCGUGCCCACCACGCCGAAAGCGCCGUCUCACUUGA
This is a messenger RNA of Cooperia oncophora, 873 nucleotides long. The record is from the annotation of a GenBank genome assembly. Lineage: Eukaryota; Metazoa; Nematoda; Chromadorea; Rhabditida; Trichostrongylidae.